Molecule: messenger RNA, 1812 nt
Organism: Seriola aureovittata
Lineage: Eukaryota; Metazoa; Chordata; Actinopteri; Carangiformes; Carangidae
Gene: cdk21
Product: cyclin-dependent kinase 21
Exons: 8
Coding region: 228-1124 (298 amino acids)
Biological process (GO): signal transduction; protein phosphorylation; G1/S transition of mitotic cell cycle
Cellular component (GO): nucleus; cytoplasm; cyclin-dependent protein kinase holoenzyme complex
Molecular function (GO): ATP binding; cyclin binding; cyclin-dependent protein serine/threonine kinase activity
Source: RefSeq, a predicted model, not a curated record
CACUGACACUGACAGCUACAGGGAGCACGUGCAAGGCGAGUGGGCUCAGCAAAAUGUGAAUUUUGAGCUUUCUGAUUAGUUGGCGAAUAAAAGGGGUGUGAUUUUCAAAUCAUUUUCUGACACUGGCGACAGUUAUGCAGCGACAUUUCCCUGCAGGCGGCGGCAUGGAGGGGAAGGUGCUGUCUGCAGUCUGAGUUCAGGUUCAUUUAUCCUCAGUGUGGAAGACAAUGGACACUAAGCCGCUGUGCUACGAGCUGCUGUCAGAAGUAGGCGAGGGCUCCUACAGUAAGGUGUAUAAAGCCAGAGAGGUGGGGGAGAAACAGCGCCUCCUGGCGGUGAAGAAAUUCAACAUCCACGGAGACACUUCAGACUCCGGGAUCCCCGCCUUUAUGAUCCGGGAGGUGGCGCUGCUGCGCAAGAUGAAGUACUUCAACCAUCCCAACAUAGUCAAGCUGUUGGAUGCAUCUGUUGUACCAGUGGGCCGGAGCCUGGACCUCACUCUGGUGUUAGAGUACAUUGACCAGGACCUGUCCACCUACCUCUCCAAGGCUCCUGCUUCUGGACUGAGCCGUGACAGUAUUAAGGAUGUGAUGCAGCAGCUGCUGCAAGGAUUGGACUUCUUGCACACAAACAUGGUGCUGCAUCGUGACCUAAAACCAGAGAACGUCCUGGUCAGCAGCCGCGGAGAAGUGAAGAUCGCAGACUUUGGGCUGGCACGCAUCUACACCUUUAACAUCGCUCUCACUCCAGGUGUGGUGACGCUGUGGUACAGAGCUCCCGAGGUGCUGCUGAACUCUGUUUACAUGUCCUCAGUGGACAUGUGGAGCGCUGGCUGCAUCUUUGCAGAGCUCUUCCUCCUGAGACCGCUGUUUCAGGCGUACACAGAGGUGCAGCAGCUGCAGAAAAUCUUUGAGGUUCUUGGUUUGCCCAGUGAGGAGGACUGGCCCGAGGACAGCCCGAUCUCGUACUCAGUCAGCUGGGGGCCGAAGGUUUCCUGCACCAAGCUGCUGCACAACCUGGGCCAGGACGAGAAUGACCUACUAGCUAAAUGUUUGGCAUUCAGACCAAGCGGCCGCAUCUCCGCUGCCAAAGCCCUGGCUCAUCCUUUCUUUAUGAAGCACUGAAGAUUUCAGUCGGAGGAUGAGUUGAAAUGAAGAAAAACCUCAGGUCCUGCGACUCGGAGACUCCCUGCUCUGACUGUCCCUGUGCCCUAAGAUCCAUCAGAGCACGGACUGUCUACUGGCAUCAUGAGGACAUUUUGAACUUCAGUACAGGAAAUAAAAAACACAUUAUUCCUGACCGGUAGGGAAUGAAUCUUAUGGUACAAAAAUAUCCAGUAAACACUUUUAUGACAACAGCCAUUUAUAUCAACACAUAUAAUUUGAUACAAUUGUACAAUUUGAAUAUUGCUGCGUAACGGUUUUAUUUCUGAGUUACUGUAAAUUUGUCCUCAAGCAAUUUGAGAGGACGAUGGUUAUUCCCAUAACGAUAGUGCUACUUUGUUCUUGUUGAAUGUUACUAAUAAAAAUAGGGAUUUUGUUUCUCUGUAAACAACUGACAACACUAUUAUGAGCACCUUUACGUUGAUUAGUUUGUUAGUUUGUUAGUUUGUUUGUUCCACACUUGUAUACAUUGGAGGAAGUGAAGUCCUUUUAUUUUAGUUAUGUUUGUGAAGAUAUUUAUGGUGUAAUGACUGGAAUAGAUUACACCUGUAUUUAUGUUUGUAGUGACACAUUGUACAUUUUUUUUCCCACAUGAGUUACACUGUUCAUUCAACAAAGCUUUUCCAUAAAUAAUUGUCUCACUGAUCAA